This is a messenger RNA of Schistosoma guineensis, 1535 nucleotides long. Lineage: Eukaryota; Metazoa; Platyhelminthes; Trematoda; Strigeidida; Schistosomatidae. The record is from the annotation of a GenBank genome assembly.
CAUUGAUUGGUCGUCUACUAUGUCCAAUGUAAUUGUGUAUAACAGAAGAAUAAAAUAGGUCAAGUUGUUUUCUGUCAACAAAUCAUCGGACGUGUGUGGACAUACUUGGUCGUUCUCUCAUUCACUAAACUACUUCUAUUCAUGUACGUUGUCUGCAUUUUCCUCUCUAUGUUUAUUAUUGUCAUGGUAAUUUGCGAGUCAAUGUGUAAGUGACAUGUUUAAACACUUCGUGGUGAGUGAUUUUAUAGGACAAGUGUUGAGGUCUCAAAGUGAGAUAUCGGUUCAAUUAGAAUGCAUCGAUAACGGAUAUUUGUAAUUGUAAUAGAUUGCUCAUUUCAUUCAGCAGAUAACUAUACACUGUAUUUGUCUGUUUGUGGAAUUUAUUCUACACGUGAUGAGACUGGGAAAUUCGUGUUCAUUUGGUUAGAAUAAUGCCAGUUGAUUCUCAUUCUUCAAUGUUUUGUUUGCAUUGACCAAAUAACUGCUUCUUUAUGCUUAUUAUUCUACUUAGUUCAUCCAGUCAUACCGAUGAAUUCACGCAAUUUUAAAAGUACUCAAUUUGAUUGCCAUAACCUCAAAUGAGUUAGAUGUGUUUGCACUCUGGUUACGCGUGUACAAUUUGUGCUGUUUACUAAUUUUCACUUUAUUUGCUGUUGGCAUAUAACUCACAAUCGCCAUAUUUGAUAAACCACAAAUCUAAUCGGUUUGUCUCUAUAGCCAGAUUGUGUAGAAUAAACAGUUUGACCAUCUUUCAGUCACAGAACAAACUUAAACAGCAUCAAAAUUCUUAAUAAGCAUGAACGGUACCAAGCCCUACACACUUUUCGGAUUAGCAUUUUCUUCUUUCUGGUGAUAUGUUGGCGUUUUAAAACAAACAUGUAUUUUCUGACAUCUUUUGUUAACAAAAUCGAAUUAUACUUAAAAUGGAGCUAUGUAACAUAAUGUUUCGAGAAAUCACAAACGGGAUAUCUACGUCUUAAUCACUUAACGAUGACUACUCCAUUUUAUGUUCGACAAUCUCAUCUAUCUUGGGUACCUGCUACUGCAGGAAAAGAUCAACCAACAAAUGGAGUCGAAGCAGAUUCUCGUAUUUAUGUUGCUCGAGGUGAAGUAAAUGGACAUGUAAUACCAGGAAAAUUGCCUCUUAGAAUAGGUGCAGCUUUUAUACCUUGUGAUGGAAAAGAACAUGGACUUUGUAAAUUUGAAAUUUUGUGUAACACAAAUGUAUUUCCAAAUCAAUCAUUAUACAAUUGGAUUCCAGCAUCUGAUGGUAGGGUCCCAGCUGGUGCUUUAUUGGCUGGUACAACCACUGAUGGUUUACCAUUAUAUGUUGCUCGUGCUUCCAUAAACAAUGAGGUGUGUGUGGGAAAAGUAAACUCUGAAUAUGAAUGUGCACUUAUGCCUUGGGGAAAUGUUGAACAUAAAGUAAAAGAAUAUGACGUUCUUUGUUUGAUUGAAUAAACCGGGAUAAGACAGGCAAAUUCCUUUAACAAAUUUAAAAUAUAUUCUGUAUAAUAAUGAUUAUAAUAACUUGG